GUGAUGAAGAGCCUCCGCCACAAAUACGUCAUCAGUUUCUACCAGGCCAUCGAGACCACCUCCCGCCAUUACAUCAUCAUGGAGUUGGCACCAAGCGGCGAUGUCUUAGAAUGGAUCCAGAAAUCCGGGGCCUGUUCCGAAGCCCUGGCUGGCAAAUGGUUUUCGCAGCUGACCCUGGGCAUCGCCUACCUGCACGGCAAGGGCAUCGUGCAUCGGAUUUGGGAUGGUCGGUUGUAUGGGUGGCCUUGGCUUCACCUUUUCCCCCUUCAUCCCGGCAGGGAUUUGAAGCUGGAGAACCUGUUGCUGGACAAGCGGGAGAACAUCAAGAUCUCGGAUUUCGGCUUUUCCAAGAUGGUGGCCCCCCAGACGCAGCCCCCUCCCACUCCGUCCUACCGCAUGAUGAGCUGCUUUUCCCAUCUCAGCCAAACUUACUGCGGCAGCUUCGCCUACGCCUGCCCGGAGAUCUUGCUGGGCCUGCCCUACAACCCCUUCCUUUCCGACACCUGGAGUAUGGGCGUCAUACUCUACACCUUGGUGGUGGCCCACCUGCCCUUCGACGACACCAACCUCAAGAAGCUGCUGCGGGAGACCCAGAAGGAGGUCAACUUCCCCAGCCACGUCCAGAUCAACGACGAGAUUAAGGACUUGAUCCGUCGCAUUCUGCGCCCGGCCUCGAAACGGUUGAACAUCUUGGAGAUCCUGAAAGUUUCGUGGGUGCUGAAGUUCUUGGCGGAGAAGCCCACCUCCGAAUUGAAGGCCCUGGAGGCCAUCUGCGGACCCCGGACGCCGGAAGCCGGCAAAAGUAGCCCUACGCCCAACACCAAAUCCAAAUCCCUCACUUUUGCGGCGGACAAAAAAAAACCAGCCAGCCGGACUCGGAGCACGGGCCAGAUCAAGCCGUCUAAAAACGCGGAGAAAAGCAGCUGAAUAGCCUAUUAAAAAAAAAAGAGAGAGAGAGA
Messenger RNA from Ahaetulla prasina, 959 nucleotides. Its product is annotated as testis-specific serine/threonine-protein kinase 4-like. Bases 4 to 927 code for a protein of 307 amino acids. NCBI's taxonomy places the organism in Eukaryota, Metazoa, Chordata, Lepidosauria, Squamata, Colubridae. The record is from RefSeq and is a predicted model, not a curated record. The transcript is spliced from 3 exons. Gene Ontology annotation, molecular function: protein serine/threonine kinase activity; ATP binding. Gene Ontology annotation, biological process: protein phosphorylation; intracellular signal transduction.